Capsaspora owczarzaki ATCC 30864 is the source of this 758-nucleotide messenger RNA. RefSeq lists its product as hypothetical. The record is from RefSeq and is a predicted model, not a curated record. The transcript has a single exon. Lineage: Eukaryota; Filasterea; Ministeriida; Capsasporidae. The coding region runs from base 71 to 643 and encodes 190 amino acids.
AUCUGAACGGCUCAGUCUCAGAUUUCCCCGUUUCACACCCUUUUAUUACUGUUUUGUUCUCGUCUCAAUCAUGGCUGCCUCAAACCAGAUGACGCGCGCGAUUGCGCAGCUGGGCAAUCUGCCUGCAUUCAUGCGUCAGUGGGCGACGUCGACGGCGUUCGGGCGCACGGUCAAGUUUGCGGGAACGGCCGGCAUCCAGUUCGAGUCGCUCAAGCCCGGCGAGGUCACCUGCUCGAUCGCCAACAAGUCGCAUGUGCAAAACCACAUUGGCGGCGUCCAUGCUGCGGCAAUGGCGCUGCUUGCCGAGACUGCGACUGGGUUUGUGGUUGGCAUCUCGCUCCCCGACGACAAGCUACCGCUGCUCAAGAGCAUGCACGUCGACUACACCAAGCGGGCGGCAGGCGGCCUCCGAGCAGUCGCCACGCUCUCCCCCGAGCAGAUCGAGCAGCUCAAGACCCAACCCAAGGGCGCAGUCACCGUCCCCGUCGUGGUGACCGACAAGGAGGGCAAGGAGCCAAUUUCGGCAGAGUUUGUCUGGGCCUGGAUCCCAAAGCCAGUCAAGGGCGCUGCUGCUGCCGCUGCUUCCAAGGCGUCGUCCGCUCCUGCCGAUGCCUCUGCUGCCAAACCGUCGUCCAAGUUGUAGUCGCUGUUGGAUUCGUUCUUGGAAAGGUCAUCACUUGUGUCAUUUUUUGGGAUUGUGUGUUGACACGUGAAAACCAAGAAAAUCCGCACAAACAACAACACUUUAAAAAGCCACA